This is a messenger RNA of Ostertagia ostertagi, 1263 nucleotides long. The record is from the annotation of a GenBank genome assembly. NCBI's taxonomy places the organism in Eukaryota, Metazoa, Nematoda, Chromadorea, Rhabditida, Trichostrongylidae.
AUGGCUAGCUCAACAUCGCGUACAGACAAGGACGGAAAACUCAAAACACUUCGACACCAACUUCGCUCAACUCGCGAGGAACUUCAAUCAGUCAAGAAAGAACUCAAGAAAUUAAAGAAAUCACUCCCUACUCUACCAGCUCCAGAAACUCUCUACGACAAGAUUGUUCUUUUUACACGUGACGUUAUUUUUUGUACUCAUAUACUUGAUGAUCUUCAAAAGGAAGCAUCCUCUGUCAGUAGUUCCCUCGACAGUCCCAUGGUCCGCGAAAAAACGGCGCAAAUUUUAGAAGCGAAAGUCGAAAAUUGCGAGAUGCAACUCCUUUUGCUGCGUCGUACCCUGCGAUUCCUUUACGCGAUUCCACCAUUACUCGUCGCAACAAAUAAGAUUUCGGAAGAAGCAUGGACAGCAAUGCUGACGCAGCCACAAAGCUGUCACCGCGAUGGCAACGAAUACCUACUCCCAAUGGAGCCCGAUGUCGUCGACAACAUCAUCGAUGAUCACCUGAAGGUAAUCAGAGACCUGCUGACCUCUCUCCGCACUCUACGCUCGAACAUCUUUGCUGAGGAGCGCACAGAAGAAAAGAACUUCAACGAAAUGGUACUGAGAACCCUGCAAUCGAUCCAAGGCAGAGUCGAACAAAUCCAAAAUGCUGUUCGAGAAUUGUCCCUCCAGAAUCAACUCCGUUUCCGUGGGCAGGAUGAUGCGCUCCGGCAUCAAGAGCGCGAACUAAUCGACGCCAAUGCAGAAUAUAUGGAAGAAGUCGAGGUGGGGGAAGGCGAGUCGGUUGAGGAGCUCAGAGAAAUGCGUGAACAGAUAGAAAUAGCAAUCUUCAAUCUGGAAAACCGAAUCCAUCUGAAAGAACGCGAGAAACCGUGCGAACCCCGAUCGUUCCAAGGGCUGAUUUUCCGCCACGAAGAGAAGAAAAUGCGGUGUGCGUUCUGCGAAGCACGCGGAGAACAUUAUAGCGAUUCUUGUCCUGCCGUAAGAGAUGGUGAGAGUCGCCGAGCCGCAGCAAACAGGAGCAACCGAUGCUAUCUUUGUCUCGACUGGUGGUGUGCGCGGGGAGUAUUAUGUUCAAAAUACGGUAAUCGGUGUUUCCAUUGCGGAAAAUCAGAUCAUCAUUCCGCAUUAUGCUGUGCGCCCGACCUAGCCCGUGAGAUGGAAAUCGAAAUCGAUGGUCUAAAGGAAGAACUUCUGGAAAUGCAAAGGCAACGCAACGAACUUCAGAUAAAAAUCGACCAGCUCAUCCAGGGUCACUAA